Oreochromis niloticus (Nile tilapia) is the source of this 1505-nucleotide messenger RNA. Its product is annotated as formyl peptide receptor 2-like. Bases 157 to 1248 code for a protein of 363 amino acids. The record is from RefSeq and is a predicted model, not a curated record. Gene Ontology annotation, biological process: inflammatory response; complement receptor mediated signaling pathway; phospholipase C-activating G protein-coupled receptor signaling pathway. Lineage: Eukaryota; Metazoa; Chordata; Actinopteri; Cichliformes; Cichlidae. Gene Ontology annotation, molecular function: G protein-coupled receptor activity; complement receptor activity. Gene Ontology annotation, cellular component: plasma membrane. The transcript is spliced from 3 exons.
CAAACACAAACUCAGGGACACGAACAGAGCACAAGGGGGAAGAACACAGCUGCAAAAACUGAGAGGGAGGAGAAAUCAAAGACAAAGCGCAAGUAGAAGCAGUAACUGAUAGAGAUCAACUUCCAACCAAGACAGACUCUCUCAGCUAAAAAGAACAUGGGGACGGAUAACAGCACUUUCAGUGCAACUCAGUCACCUGAACAAGGCGCAGCUUCCACACACAUACACACAGCCUCCAUUGUCAUCUACUGUGUGAUAUUUAUAGUUGGAACUCUGGGCAAUGGCCUGGUUAUCUAUGUGACAAGCUUCAAAAUGAAGAAAACAGUUGACUCAGUUUGGUUUCUCAACUUGGCCAUAGCUGACUUCCUCUUCACGGCCUUCCUGAUUUUCUCCAUCAUUUCUCUCUCUCAGAGUCAACAAUGGCCUUUUGGAGCAUUCAUGUGCAAGCUCAACACCUUUGUGAGUGUAGUCAACAUGUUUGUCAGCAUCUUUACUCUGACAGCCAUGAGUCUGGAUCGGUGUUUGUGUAUCUGGGUGGUGGUGUGGGCGCACAACAAACGCACAGUCAUCAAAGCUCAGCUUAUAUCAGCUGGGAUCUGGGUGAUCGCUGGCGUCUUCAGCACUCCUUAUGCCACUUUUCGCACUGCAUCAGUGAGGAGCAGUGGGGAAAGUUCCUGUAGUUAUUCUGCAAAAAUCACACACAAAUGGACUCUGGACAUUUUUCGCUUUGUUAUGGGCUUUGUGAUCCCAUUCCUGAUAAUAGUGAUGUCUUAUGUGUCCAUUGGUAUCCGUGCAAUGCGCAUGCCGAGAACAAGGAGACGCAGAUCUCGCCGAAUCAUUUUCUCCAUCAUUUUUGCAUUCUUCAUCUCUUGGUUGCCUUUCCACAUUUUCAAUUUUAUAGAAUUAAGGUUUAGUACUAACUUAGAGAUCCUGGGGAUUGUUAGAAUGUAUGGUCCUCUGACUGUGAGUCUGGCAUUUCUGAACAGCUGUUUGAACCCCAUCCUUUAUGUUUUCAUGUGUGAAGAAUUCCAGAAGAAAUUUCGACAGUCCAUUUGUUUUGUACUCGAGAGUGCACUGGCAGAAGACCAUUUGUCAUUUCUGUCCACCCGCUCCAUGUCAUCAACCUUUUCAAAAGCUUCCCAAAAGUCAGACACUGCUGCCACUUUAGAUCGGAUUGACCCAGCCAUUUAUGAAAACAUCCCAGAAAGCACAGUAAUCAUCACUGAGGGGAUUCCUAGGACUGAAUAAGAGUGCACCAGCAGACAAUGAAUAUUGAAAUGAAUAAUUGUUUUUUGUUUUACAAACAAGCACAUUUUAAUAAUUUGCUCGUCUGCCUUCACAUGUAUAUGAACUUGAAUGAAAUCCCAUUCUAAUGUAUAGUGUUUAAUAUGAUGUUAGCCCGCCCUUUAACUCAUCUGAGAAGUUUAGGAGUGUGUUGACCAUUCUUCCAGAAGCGCAUUUGUGAGAUUAGACACCAAUGUUGGAUGAGAAGCCCUGACUCGCAG